CAAACCGCCACCAUGUCAUUCGUCAAUUCUCUCCAGACUGCACUCAGCGAUACCGCACUCACCUUUCGCGCGCCCACAUGGGACGUCGAAGCAGCUUUGCGAGAGUUGGAGGAGCAGCAAGCCAAGGAUCCUUCGAAGAGGAACAAAGUGGCCGUCCUGACUGGUGGAUCAGCGGGCAUUGGUACAGAGAUUCUCAAGGGAUUGGCCAGGGGUUGUGAAAGGGUCUACAUCUUCGGUCGCUCCCCCUCGCGCAAUCAGGCGGCAAUCGACGCUCUCCCCACCGCUGAGCAACGCGCACGAUGCCAGAGCAUUGAGUGUGACCUGUCCUCGCUGGCCUCCAUUCGUCAGAGCGCUGGCCUGUUCUUUGAUGCUGAGAAAAGCAGACAGGGAGGAGGUAGUGUGCAUAUCGACGUUUUCGUGGGCAACGCAGGAUUGAUGAAUUACGAUACCAAGCAGAAGACGAAGGAUGGAUGGGAGUCGAUGUGGGGGACCAAUGCUCUCGGUCACCACGCGCUCAUCCAUCACCUCCUCCCAGCCUUUGCAGCUCGCCCUUCCUCCGCCGAGCCACCUCGCAUCGUGCUCCUCUCCUCGGGCGCACACGCUGCAAUCUACUCGGCAGAGUCCAACUUCUAUCCCUUGAAGGACCGCCUCGCCUCUGAUCUCGGCAAGGGCUCCUUUGCCCUCUACGGGCGAAGCAAGGCGGCUAACAUCCUCGACCAAAAGGGAUGGGAGCGCUACUUCACCGAGGAAGCUGCGUCCACAUCCUCUUCCUCUCCCAAGCCAAUCAUCGUAUCUGUCCAUCCCGGCGCUAUCCGCUCAGAGCUUGGUCGCUCCUACGAGCCUUACAGAUUGCUCCGUUACGCUCGCAUCACGAUGCAUCGCCUCAUAUGCUGGCCUGCUGCACCUUACGGCUCCACCAACACGCUCUGGGCUGCCAUGUUCGCCACGAGGGCAGAAGUCGACGGCAAGUAUGUGCAGCCCUGGUGCGACACACGCGUGGAGCCUACGCUGCUUUGUAAGGAUGAGAGGUUGGCGAGGGAGCAUUGGCACUUCAUGGAAGAGCUGGUCAAAGCCGAGCAGGCUGGCGCUUCGUAGCUCGGUAGAGUGAGUGAAAAGACAAUCGCAAUCAUAUUCGAGAUGACCUUUGUGGGUGAGGAUAGAAAGCUAGAGCUCGGACGCGACGCGACAAGGUGACUACAGUAGAGGAGGAAGCGAGAAGCCAGGCGGCGGGUAUACGCCGUCGACGACGAGGCGGAGGGGUAAGCAGGUUACAAUAUGGCUAAAAAGGGGGGAAAGGUCGUAAAGUAGGGACAUUCGGGUCGUAGAUAGAAGAUGAGGUGACGCAUGCGUGUGAGUGGUGGUAGACGCCCGCCCAGUCGAUCCGGCCUCGUGGAAUCGGAGACCGGCGCCAGCUUCGUGUAAAACGACUUGCGCGUCUGCGGUCCUCUUCGGCACAAGCUUACUGCGCAGCUCGAACUACGGACUCGGCCAUGUGAGCAUCGACCUGGUAGAGGGGUUCGAUGGUAGCCGA
Jaminaea rosea is the source of this 1531-nucleotide messenger RNA. RefSeq names its product NAD(P)-binding protein. The transcript is spliced from 3 exons. Bases 13 to 1095 code for a protein of 360 amino acids. The record is from RefSeq and is a predicted model, not a curated record. Lineage: Eukaryota; Fungi; Basidiomycota; Exobasidiomycetes; Microstromatales.